AUGGCCGUCCGACCCUGCGGUGCCGCCUUUGCGCGUCCCCUCCGACGCGUGAUCUCCCCCGCCGGUUCAAGCGUAACAUGUCUCGUCAGCACGCAUCAAGACCGCCUCACUUUACGCAAAACACCCACAAGCGCCCCUGCAACCUCAACACAAGCCCGACACUCGUCCCAUGCACCCUCAUCUCCAAGCGCCCUCCCACCCAACCAGAAGCCGGUAACAAUCCAAACGCUACAAAAGCUCUACCAAACCCAAACCCCCAUUACGAUGCUCACCGCGCACGACUACCCGUCCGCGCACCUCGCGCAAUCCGCCGGCACCGAUAUGCUACUUGUGGGCGACUCCCUCGCCAUGGUGGCGCUCGGCAUGCCCGACACCUCUGCGGUGACGCUGGACGAGAUGCUGGUCUUCAGCCGGGCGGUGUCGCGCGCCGCCAACCGCAGCUUCGUCGUCGGCGACCUGCCCAUGGGCUCCUACGAGGUCAGCACCGAGCAGGCCGUGCGCAGCGCCGUGCGCAUGGUCAAAGAGGGCCGCGUCCACGCCGUCAAGCUCGAGGGCGGCGAGGAGGUCGCCGACCGCGUGCGCGGCAUCGUGCGCGCCGGCAUCAGUGUUGUGGGUCAUGUCGGCCUCACGCCCCAGCGCCAGCAUCAGCUUGGGGGGUUUCGCGUGCAGGGCAACAGCGUCGCCAAGGCGGAGAAGCUGUGGGCGGACGCGAAGGCUGUGCGUGAUGCGGGCGCCUUCAUGGUCGUGCUGGAGGCGGUGCCGGGCGAUGUCGCUGAGGUGGUGACCGAGCGGCUGGGUGUGCCAACGAUUGGCAUUGGGGCCGGCAAGGGCUGCAGUGGACAGGUGUUGGUGCAGGUCGAUACGUUCGGCUGGAGACCGCGCGGCAGCUUCUUGCCAAAGUUUGUGAAACAGUAUGCGGAUAUCUGGUCGGAAGGCUUGAGGGGAGCUACCGCCUACGUCGAGGAGGUGAGGGCGGGCCAGUAUCCCAGUGCGGAAUACGAGUACAAGCGGGAUCCAAAGGUUGCGGAGGCGCUGAGGGAGAAGCUGCUGAGGAACGAUGCACAGCAGUCGCAGUAG
Cyphellophora europaea CBS 101466 is the source of this 1077-nucleotide messenger RNA. RefSeq names its product 3-methyl-2-oxobutanoate hydroxymethyltransferase. Gene Ontology annotation, molecular function: 3-methyl-2-oxobutanoate hydroxymethyltransferase activity; magnesium ion binding. The coding region runs from base 1 to 1077 and encodes 358 amino acids. The record is from RefSeq and is a predicted model, not a curated record. The transcript has a single exon. NCBI's taxonomy places the organism in Eukaryota, Fungi, Ascomycota, Eurotiomycetes, Chaetothyriales, Cyphellophoraceae. Gene Ontology annotation, cellular component: mitochondrion. Gene Ontology annotation, biological process: pantothenate biosynthetic process.